CGGAGAUGGAUGCUGCCUGCUGCAGCUCGUGAGCUUCUGUUGAGCUGACGCUUGUUGUUCCUGCCGCAGCUCGUGCUGCCAUUUCCAGACGGUCAUCUCCGACUAGCCGUUCGCGAUCACCGUCUCGUGCUUAACAGUGCGGCGAACACAGAUCCCCGCCGCUUUGGGUUCCUUCAACAAACGCGACCAUAAAAAGGACGGACACUGUCAUCCAGCGAUACCCACCGUAGACCGUCUCUGUCUCCCGGAGUAGCCGGGGAGAGGGGGUCCAGCGCCAGCCGCAGCAUGAGCAUGGACCCCCUGGCCAAGCCCUGCCCGUCCCAGGCGGAGCACACCCCCGGGACCUUCAGCGGCCGGCUGACGGCGCUGGAAGCUGCCGGGGAGGACAGCGAGUCCGGCUGCGGCGAAGAGGAGGCCAUGGGGGGCAGCGAUACGUUCACUAGCCUCGUCGAGAUGGAGGUGGAGACGCUGGAGGAGAAAUUAAAGGGUCUGGCUUUUAGGAAACAGACUUCGUAUAGGAAAGCCAUCUCGCGGUCGGGUCUCCAGCACUUGGCCCCGGUCCACAAAUCCAUGCCCCCCAUCACUAACGGACCGUCCAAGGAGAUACGCACGUCCGUUGACUGGACAGAGACUGCUGGGAACGGAGACCACCUGUGGCUGGAGACCAGUUGUUCUGGAGAGCUGUGCUACCUUGGAGAAGACACCUGUGUACUGAAGACUGCAAAGUCUGCCCCCAGGAGGAAGUGCGGAGCGUGUAAGAUCGUGGUCCACACCGCCUGCAUCGAGCAGCUCGACAAGAUUAACUUCCGCUGUAAACCAACGUUUAGAGAAGGAGGCUCUCGCUGCCUCAGAGAUAAUAUGUUGAGGCAUCACUGGGUGCACCGGCGCCGCCAAGAGGGGAAAUGCAGACAGUGUGGGAAGAGCUUCCAGCAGAAGUUCUUCCACAGUAAAGAGAUUGUGGCCAUCAGCUGCUCCUGGUGCAAACAAGCUUUCCAUAACAAGGUGACGUGUUUCCAGCUACAUCAGAUUGAGGAGCCCUGUUCACUGGGGGCUCACGCCGGGGUCAUCGUCCCCCCCUCCUGGAUCAUCAAAGUCAGGAAGCCACAGAGCUCAUUCAAAAACUCUACAAGGAGGAAAAAACGCACAUCAUUCAAAAGAAGGACCAGUAAGAGAGGAACUGACGAGUCAAAGUGGCGCCCGUUCAUGCUGAAGCCCCUUCCCUCCCCUCUGAUGAAACCUGUUCUAGUCUUUGUCAACCCCAAGAGUGGAGGCAACCAGGGUACUAAGGUGUUACAGAUGUUUAUGUGGAUCCUGAACCCUCGCCAGGUGUUUGAUCUCUCCCAGGGAGGGCUCAGAGAGGCGUUGGAGUUGUACAGGAAAGUGCCAAACCUGCGUAUUCUGGCCUGUGGAGGAGACGGGACGGUGGGGUGGAUCCUGUCUGCUCUGGAUGAGUUAGGAAUGACCCCCCAUCCGCCUGUAGCUGUACUUCCUCUGGGGACAGGAAAUGACCUCGCCAGGACUCUCAACUGGGGAGGGGGUUAUACAGACGAGCCGGUGUCCAAGGUACUGUGUCAGGUGGAGGAUGGCUCUGUGGUGCAGCUAGACCGAUGGAACCUUCAGGUGGAGAGAAGCCCCGCCCAGCCGGAGGAGGGCACACAGAAGCUCCCACUGAACGUGUUCAACAACUACUUCAGCCUGGGCUUCGACGCCAACGUCACACUGGAGUUCCACGAAUCCAGAGAAGCCAACCCUGAGAAGUUCAACAGUCGCUUUCGCAACAAGAUGUUCUAUGCAGGGGCUGCGUUCUCAGACUUCCUCCAGAGGAGCUCCAGGGAUUUGUCUAAACACGUUAGAGUGGUGUGUGACGGGACGGAUCUCACUGCUAAGAUCCAGGAGCAGAAGUUCCAGUGCAUCGUCUUCUUAAACAUCCCCAGGUACUGUGCGGGCACCAUGCCGUGGGGGAACACAGGAGACCACCGGGACUUUGAGCCUCAGCGCCAUGACGACGGCUGUAUUGAAGUCAUCGGCUUCACCAUGUCCUCCCUUGCGGCACUGCAGGUAGGAGGUCAUGGUGAGAGGCUGCACCAGUGUAGAGAGGUGACUCUGACCACCUUUAAGACCAUCGCUGUACAGGUGGAUGGAGAGCCGUGUCGCUUGGCCCCCUCAACCCUCCGGAUCUCCCUACGCAACCAGGCCAACAUGGUACAGAAGAGCAAGAGACGCACCUCAGUACCCCUGCUCAAUGACCCCCAUGCUGUCCCAGAGCGCCUCCGCCUCAGAGUCAACCGGAUCAGUCUGCAGGACCACGACAGGCUACAGUUCGACAAGGAACGACUCCGAGACAUCUCGAUCGCCGUGGGGAUUGUGGUGGUGAGAGGGGACUGUGACCUGGAGACCUGCAGACUCUACAUAGACAGGCUACAGGAGGAUCUUCAUCAGGCUCCAUCUGCUGGCCACCGAGUGCAUUACCAGGAUGAGUGUCGAGGUCUACCGCGACCUGGCUCCGCCCACAGGCUGUCCCCCAACUGGAGCUUCCUGGACUCUACGUCCACAGACCGUUUCUACCGCAUAGACAAGGCCCAGGAGCACCUGCACUAUGUGACGGAAAUCUGCCAGGAAGAGGUGUUUAUCCUGGACCACGAUGGACUAGCGGGGGCACCGGCCACAGGCAUGCCUGACCUGGUGGUGGAGCCCAACUCUGGGAGCCCUCUGACGUCUGAGGAACAAGCACUGCUGACGGCUGCCUCCUCUGGGGACCUGACUACGUUGUCGGGCAGCUUCUUUCGCGGGACCAGCCUCCUGGUGAGGGAUUCUACUGGUUGUAGUGCACUACACCUGGCCUCUCAGCACGGACACACUGAAGUGGUCCGCUUCAUACUGGAGCACGGGUCAAAGGUGCUCCUGGAUUUAACCAACAGAGAAACAGGAGAUACUGCCUUGCACAAAGCGGCCUCUCGGAAGCAUCACGCUGUGUGUCGUCUUCUCAUGGACUCCGGAGCUUCCCUCAUCAAGACCAACUUCAAGGGUAAGACCCCAGUAGAACAAGCUCGUGAUGCGGGGGACCAAGAGCUGGCCUCCUACCUGACCAGCAAACAGCUCCCUACCACUGUCUCCCACGAAGAUCUAGAGACUGCUGUAUGAGAGAGAGAGAAGAGAAGAGAAGAGAAGAGAAGAGAAGAGAAGAGAGAGAGAGAAGACUUCACAUGGAGAGAGGGGAGGACAGAGAGAAGAGGAUGAGAGAUGGAGGAGAGAGGUAAGCCCCCUUCACCUCCAUAGAUUGACUGAGGGAUGGACAGAUGGAUGGACAGACAGGAGCAGCCUGACGCGCUUUAGACUCUGUUCUAUCCUGCACAGGAAAAUGUUUCAUCGAAAUUAUUGUUUAUUAUUGCUUUUAUUUAUUUAUUGAUUGAUUGUAAACGUAUGGGAGUGUUGGGGUAUGGAGUUGCCUGUUGUUCACUGAAUGCCACGGUCUGGGCUAGGUUAGGGUUCAGGGGGUUAGGGGUCGCAGACACACAGACCCUCUCUCAGUGCGGCCCUGCAGCCUUACAUACUGUACCAACGCGGUUCAACCACGGUUAAACCGCGUACAUAGUUUCAAUGUAUGUAUUUCCCAGAAGGCCUUUGUGAAUCAUUCAGACGUGUGCCAACGACACGCAGCACUGUGAGGCAGGGACAGCACCCAGCACCCUCCAUACUACUACCACUGCUACAUUAGGAUACCACUACUGCUAUCCCAACAACACUGCUAGGCUUGUAGACAACCAAUUCUAAGCCUCCACAACCCCCCCUGGAGGCCAGUAUGGGACUGAGAUGAGUGGACAGACAGCUAGGCAGACAAAGAAAAGAGAGACGGACUGAUUCUUCAUGCAGCCCCGGGGACCCAUUACACAUCCAACCUAGAGCUCUACCCGAGCAGCAUGUACAUACCUACAGAAUGUGUGUUUGUGUGUGUGUGUGUGUGUGUUUGUGUGUUCAGUUCUUUUAGACUUGCGUGUGCGUGCAUAUGCGUGUUUGUGUGAUGCAGAGACAGAGGGGGAGUGUGUGUGUGUGUGUGUGUGUGUGUGCGUGUGCGUGUGUGUAUGUGUGAUGCAGAGACAGAGGGGGAGUGUGUGUGUGUGUUUGUGUGUUCAGUUCUUUUAGACUUGCGUGUGCGUGCAUAUGCGUGUUUGUGUGAUGCAGAGACAGAGGGGGAGUGUGUGUGUGGGGGGGGGGGCUGCUUGAGAGAGAAUAGUAAAAAAAAAAAAUCUGAGCCAUAUUCAAUGCAAUAUGAAUGAAUGAUUUUUGUGCAUUUCCCUAUUCAUGUUUACAUUACAUUAAUGUUUUAACAGUGCUUUAUGGCACCAAGGAGUGUUGAAUGUGCAAUUUCUUACCGUGCUGAUGUGUGUGUGGCUGUGUUUCUGUUGUUGUGGACACCUCAAAGAGGUGGGUUUAGUUUGGUUGACUUUAUAUGAUUUAAACACUAAAACUACUGUUAGGUAUUGUAAAAACAGCUGUAAUGUGUUAAGAUGACUGUUCUGAAAACCAAGACAGAUGUACUUUAGUACUUGACCUUGUUUUAUUUAUUCCGCGUCUACCAGUGGUCGAAUAUGACCUGGGAAAUUGAAAUGUUUUUAUGUUGUUCUGCCUCCCUCCAUCCCCCACUACCCUGCCUGGACGUGCUUAGCGCCAUAAACCAUAGAGAUAGACUGAGGAAUCUAAAUGAAUAUAACCCAUUUUAGCACAUGGACAUUUCCAUUAAGUUUUCAACCAUUUUAUUUUAGUCAACUGGGUGGGGAUUCCUAUGGUUGGGACUUUCAGCCAAUGAUCCGAGCAUUGUCUUCCACUUCUUCAAAUUGGGUUGCCUAUGGUUUGCAAAUGGCAUUAAGAUAUAUUACUGCCAUCUAGUGGCCACAAUAAAUAAACGACACACAAGAUUUUGUUCAGGAUUCUAGAACUGCAGGUGGUGGUAAAUCAGCUUUUGGCUUUUUUUUCAAAUACAAAUUGAGAAGAAAAUUGACUACUCUAAAAUGGAGAUGCCCAUGCAGUCACAUAUGCCAUUUUGGCACAGCUACAAAGAUGAGUCCUCUAUCUAUCUCUAUGAGACAAACAUCCAUGAUUUAUGAUUAUUGUGAAUAAAUUGGAUAUGAUUUUGUAUUAUUUUGUGUUCUUUAUUAUUCAACAUUGUUGUGCAUGCCAUUUUCCUUCCCUCCGUAGAAGUUGCUACCACAUAAUAAUGGCAUCACAAAGUGGCAUUAUUAUUAUUAUGUUAUUAUAAUUGUUAAGAUUUGGUUUGACAUGUUUAAUGGUUCUACUUAUGCUUUUGUAUUUUUCAGACCAUGGAAUUACUUGAAUGUUGUUGUUUAUUUUGUAUUCUCUAAAAGUCGUAUAGUGCUGCCUCUCACAACGUUUCCUGUGUUUUGAUUGGUCAUUGACGUGAUGUCACAGUGAGGUCACAGUAAAUGAGGGCCUGUGAGGAGAGUCUCUUGAAGUCUCCCGACGUUCUUAGUGUCUGUGAAGAUGAAUUUGAACACUAGGUGUGGUUAAAUAUCAAGGCAGCCUGCCCCUAACCCUAGGGAAUAACCUUAGAGAACAUAAUAAGAGAACCUAGUGGGAAUGCUGUAUAUUCAGUCUACUGAGAGACCUUAUCAGUAGUCAGUUAGUCUCCGCAGUGUGCCUGUUAGAUAACCUGUAAUUAUAAUGAUUCAGACCGGUGUCUGUGUCAAAUACUCGAGGUGUGCUUUGCUUGUCUGGUACAAUGGAACCAAUAGAAUAGUAGCAAAAGUGCAAACUCCACACAACCUGCAUGCUAGUCAAGCCAAAUGAAGUGCACCUCAAGUAUUUAACGAAUCGGACCUAGGUCUGACCUUUAACCUCUUAUAACCCAGUAAUAACCAGUACUACAGGGCAUUGAUAAGGCCGGUACAGACAUGGAGAGCAAUAGCUGCUGGUCAUACUGGGUACUACUACUUCUAGAUUUCUUUAGCUUCUUAUGAGUUUACACUGAUUUCCCUCAAUCCCCAUUUUCCCCCACAGGGAUUGGUUAGUGCCAUAUUGAGUCUUUCGAUGUUACAGUAACAAAGAUGUUGCAGAUGUUACAAGGACUUUCUGAAAUAAUCGGACCUCAAACCAAAAACACUCUUCUCCCACAGAUAUCUUCCAACGGGGACUUAAAAGGUUUUCAUCCAAAAUCACUGUUGUUCAACUGUUAAAUGUUCUGCAAGUUAUUUUGGGAAAUAAAAUGACGUUUGAGAGGCAUAUAAAGCAUGCCGGGGUGUACAAUUGUAACAUCUGAAUAAUCGUAUCAUUUUAGAAGAAGAUUAAAGUUUUCAUUGAAACAU
Messenger RNA from Oncorhynchus nerka (sockeye salmon), 6317 nucleotides. RefSeq names its product diacylglycerol kinase iota-like. The record is from RefSeq and is a predicted model, not a curated record. The transcript is spliced from 32 exons. Gene Ontology annotation, biological process: regulation of synaptic transmission, glutamatergic; lipid phosphorylation; diacylglycerol metabolic process. Lineage: Eukaryota; Metazoa; Chordata; Actinopteri; Salmoniformes; Salmonidae. Gene Ontology annotation, molecular function: ATP-dependent diacylglycerol kinase activity; protein binding. Gene Ontology annotation, cellular component: nucleus. Bases 286 to 3141 code for a protein of 951 amino acids.